Molecule: messenger RNA, 4470 nt
Organism: Pongo pygmaeus (Bornean orangutan)
Lineage: Eukaryota; Metazoa; Chordata; Mammalia; Primates; Hominidae
Gene: CDON
Product: cell adhesion associated, oncogene regulated
Exons: 20
Coding region: 435-4298 (1287 amino acids)
Biological process (GO): cell-cell adhesion; nervous system development
Molecular function (GO): protein binding
Source: RefSeq, a predicted model, not a curated record
CUCCGGGCCGGCCCAGCACCCGCCGAGUUACGUGCCCGCGCUCCCCGGCGGGGAGGAGCGCAGCCGCGGGGGCGCGCCCCGGUGACUCCGCCCCCCAGCUCCCCUCCCCUGAGCCCGGGAGCCCGGCUCGCGCGGCUAGGUGCGAGGAGACCCGGGACCCCACGCCCGCCCGCCCUGCCCAGCGCCCCCGCCCCGGCGUGCGAGGCGCCGCUCCCUCCUCUGCCCUGCGCGGUGCAUGGAGGGGCCCGUUCAGAUCGCAGCUGCCGCCACCGUAGCCGCCGCCGCGCGCGCGCGCGGGGGGAUGACCUGGGGGUGGCUUUCCGAGCCGGCUGCAGUGCAGGAGGUCUGGAGGCUCAGCCAGCCCCGCGGAGAGUGAACCAAGGCCUGGGUUUUGCUCUGGAAGCCUGUCCUGCCUGCUUCUGUAAUCUGGCGCUAUGCAUCCGGAUCUUGGACCCUUACGUACACUGCUGUAUGUUACUCUUAUAAUUCUGUGCUCUUCUGUGAGUUCAGACUUGGCACCUUAUUUUACUUCUGAGCCACUCUCUGCCGUCCAGAAACUUGGUGGACCUGUAGUACUACAUUGUUCUGCUAAACCUGUGACCACUCGUAUCUCAUGGUUGCAUAAUGGAAAAAAAUUGGAUGGAAACCUGGAACAUAUUAAGAUUCAUCAGGGGACUUUGACAAUUCUUUCUCUCAACUCCUCCCUCUUGGGUUACUACCAGUGCCUUGCCAACAAUAGCAUCGGUGCCAUUGUGAGUGGCCCUGCGACAGUAUCUGCAGCAGUUCUUGGUGAUUUUGGUUCAUCCACAAAGCAUGUUAUUACAGCAGAAGAAAAAAGUGCUGGUUUCAUUGGCUGCAGGGUACCAGAGAGUAACCCCAAAGCUGAGGUGCGCUAUAAAAUCCGAGGAAAAUGGCUGAAACAUUCCACAGAGAAUUACUUAAUCCUUCCAUCAGGAAAUCUUCAGAUUUUGAAUGUAUCCUUAGAGGACAAGGGAUCAUACAAAUGUGCAGCUUAUAAUCCUGUCACACAUCAAUUAAAAGUUGAACCUAUUGGCCGAAAGCUCCUUGUGAGUCGUCCUUCUUCAGAUGAUUUUCACAUUCUUCACCCCACCCAUUCACAGGCAUUAGCUGUUCUUUCUCGUAGCCCCGUAACCUUGGAGUGUGUGGUGAGUGGGGUCCCGGCUCCUCAAGUGUAUUGGCUAAAGGACGGGCAGGACAUUGCACCAGGAAGCAACUGGAGAAGGUUGUAUUCUCAUCUUGCCACAGAUAGCAUUGACCCAGCGGACUCCGGAAACUAUUCCUGCAUGGCGGGAAACAAGUCUGGAGAUGUUAAAUAUGUGACUUACAUGGUUAAUGUACUUGAACAUGCUUCCAUUUCUAAAGGACUACAGGAUCAGAUAACGUCUCUGGGUGCCACAGUACACUUUACCUGUGACGUUCGUGGGAACCCAGCCCCCAACUGUACCUGGUUUCACAAUGCACAGCCUAUUCAUCCUUCCGCACGACAUCUAACUGCAGGAAACGGACUGAAAAUCAGUGGGGUUACCAUGGAAGAUGUUGGGAUGUAUCAGUGUGUAGCAGAUAAUGGGAUUGGAUUUAUGCACUCUACUGGAAGACUUGAAAUUGAAAAUGACAGUGGAUUCAAGCCAGUUAUAAUUACGGCACCAGUAAGUGCAAAGGUGGCAGACGGAGACUUUGUCACUCUGUCCUGCAAUGCCAGUGGGCUGCCGGUUCCGGUCAUUCGUUGGUAUGACAGCCAUGGAUUGAUAACCAGCCAUCCAUCUCAAGUCCUGAGAUCGAAAUCCCGAAAAUCACAGUUAUCAAGACCUGAGGGCUUGAACCUGGAGCCUGUGUACUUCAUCAUGUCCCAAGCUGGUGCAAGCUCUCUCCAUAUUCAGGGUGUGACUCAGGAACAUGCGGGGAAAUACAUCUGCGAAGCUACAAAUGAACAUGGUACCACACAGGCAGAAGCAUCUCUCAUGGUUGUUCCUUUUGAAACAAAUACAAAAGCAGAGACAGCCACACUUCCUGAUGCUGCUCAGAAUGAUGAAAGAAAUAAGAGAGAUGGUUCAGAAACUGGGUUACUGAGCUCAUUUCCAGUGAAGGUCCAUCCCAGUGCAGUAGAAUCAGCACCAGAGAAAAAUGCCAGCGGCAUCUCUGUUCCUGACGCCCCCAUCAUACUGAGCCCCCCACAGACGCACACACCAGACACGUACAACCUGGUAUGGAGGGCAGGCAAGGAUGGUGGGCUGCCCAUCAAUGCUUACUUUGUGAAGUAUCGAAAGCUGGACGAUGGGGUUGGCAUGGUGGGAAGCUGGCACACGGUUCGAGUCCCAGGAAGUGAAAAUGAGCUCCAUUUAGCUGAGCUGGAGCCAUCUAGUCUUUAUGAAGUCUUGAUGGUAGCAAGAAACGCAGCAGGUGAAGGCCAACCUGCCAUGCUUACCUUCCGAACCAGCAAAGAAAAAACAGCAUCAUCAAAAAACACCCAGGCAUCCUCGCCACCCGUGGGCAUCCCUAAGUAUCCUGUUGUUUCAGAGGCUGCAAACAACAAUUUUGGAGUGGUACUUACAGAUUCUUCUAGGCACAGUGGAGUUCCAGAGGCACCAGAUCGGCCUACCGUCUCCACUGCAUCAGAGACGUCAGUCUAUGUCACUUGGAUUCCUCGGGCAAAUGGGGGUUCUCCAAUCACUGCCUUCAAAGUCGAAUAUAAACGGAUGAGGACCAGCAAUUGGCUGGUGGCAGCUGAAGACAUCCCUCCUUCCAAACUUUCAGUGGAAGUUCGUAGUUUAGAACCAGGUUCAACAUACAAAUUUAGGGUUAUUGCCAUCAACCAUUAUGGUGAGAGUUUUCGGAGUUCAGCAUCUCGUCCUUAUCAGGUGGCUGGGUUCCCCAAUCGCUUUUCCAACCGUCCAAUAACUGGACCUCACAUUGCAUACACAGAGGCUGUGAGCGAUACUCAGAUCAUGCUAAAGUGGACGUACAUUCCAUCAAGUAACAAUAACACUCCCAUUCAAGGAUUUUAUAUCUAUUACCGACCAACAGAUAGUGACAAUGACAGUGAUUACAAGAGGGAUGUUGUAGAAGGUUCAAAGCAGUGGCACAUGAUUGGCCACCUGCAGCCAGAAACCUCCUAUGACAUUAAAAUGCAAUGCUUCAAUGAAGGAGGAGAAAGUGAAUUUAGCAAUGUGAUGAUCUGCGAGACUAAAGUGAAACGUGUUCCUGGAGCUUCUGAAUAUCCUGUCAAAGACUUGAGUACCCCUCCAAAUUCUUUGGGAAGUGGAGGAAAUGUGGGGCCUGCAACCAGCCCUGCCAGAAGCAGUGACAUGUUAUAUCUGAUCGUUGGCUGUGUGCUGGGCGUCAUGGUCCUCAUUCUGAUGGUUUUCAUUGCAAUGUGCCUGUGGAAGAAUCGCCAGCAGAAUACCAUACAAAAAUAUGACCCACCAGGAUAUCUCUACCAAGGAUCAGAUAUUAAUGGGCAGAUGGUGGACUACACCACUCUCUCAGGAGCAAGUCAGCUAAAUGGAAAUGUUCAUGGAGGCUUCCUAACCAAUGGCGGUCUCAGCAGUGGCUAUUCCCACCUUCACCAUAAGGUCCCCAAUGGAGUCAAUGGAAUUGUGAAUGGGAGCCUAAAUGGAGGGCUUUACUCCGGGCACACCAACUCUCUAACCAGGACACACGUGGAUUUUGAACAUCCUCAUCAUCUAGUGAAUGGUGGUGGAAUGUACACGGCCGUGCCUCAGAUUGACCCUCUGGAGUGUGUUAACUGCCGAAAUUGUCGAAACAACAAUAGGUGUUUCACCAAAACCAACAGCACUUUCAGCAGCAGCCCUCGUCCUGUGGUCCCUGUGGUAGCACCUUACCCUCAGGAUGGUUUGGAAAUGAAGCCCCUCAGUCACAUGAAGGUGCCUGUAUGCCUGACUUCCGCAGUCCCUGAUUGUGGCCAGUUGCCGGAGGAGAGCGUCAAGGACAAUGUGGAACCAGUCCCUACUCAGCGUACCUGCUGUCAGGACAUUGUAAAUGACGUCAGUUCUGAUGGCGCAGAAGAUCCAGCAGAGUUCAGCAGAGGUCAGGAAGGCGUGAUCAACCUUAGGAUUCCAGACCAUCUUCAGUUAGCUAAGAGCUGUGUAUGGGAAGGAGACAGCUGUGCCCAUUCAGAAACAGAGAACAACAUUGUAAGUUGGAAUGCUCUUAUUUUGCCACCUGUCCCAGAGGGCUGUGCUGAAAAGACAACGUGGUCUCCGCCUGGCAUUCCUUUAGACAGCCCGACAGAGGUCCUUCAGCAGCCCCAGGAAACCUGAGGACGUGCAAACAACCAGUCAUGUUCCAACUUCAAGCCAGUAACUGCCCACAACAGGCCUGGGAGCGAACUGUGUGAAGGACCUUAAUUCAAAUCAGAGAAAAUCAUUAUUUAUUUUUUUGUAGUAGUAAUGUCAUAUGAAUGUAUCUUAAAACGUGUUCCCUUUUAUAUUA